AUGGAGAGAUCAAAGAAGAAAGCAGAAAAGAUAGAAUUGAUGGAAAAUCUUCCAGAUGAUAUGAUUGUGGAAGUCCUCUCGAGAUUACCAGCUAAGUCUAUAAAGGUUUCGUUGUGUUUGCAAGUUAUGUCUGCUUUGAUAUGCCCUCACUUCAUUAGAUUGAGCAAAAACCGUCACAAUCUUUUUCUUUUGUUUGAGCAACACUACACCAUUUUAGAUUUAUAUGAAGCAACUUCUGAUGUUGUUGCGACCAAUGCUUCAAUGGUGAGGUUGAGCACUGCCAAGGUUUCUGAUUUUGGAUUGGCCAAGUUGCUCGGAGCUGGCAAAAGCGAUGUAAAGACUCGAGUUAUGGGUACCUUUGGAUAUGAGGCUCCUGAAUAUGCAAAUACUGGACUUUUGAAUGAAAAGAGUGAUGUUCAUAGCUUUGGGGUUGUGCUCUUAGAAGCAAUUACUGGAAGAGAUCCUGUAGACUAUGGCUGCCCUACUCACGAGAUGGAUGGUGCAAUUAUUCCAGAACAACUGAUAGUUGAUCACUUUGGAAGGGAUGACCACCCUGAAUUUAAGUUGGAGGUGAUGAGGUCCAAGAGUAAAAUCGCGGCAUGGCUAUAA
Messenger RNA from Dovyalis caffra, 609 nucleotides. Lineage: Eukaryota; Viridiplantae; Streptophyta; Magnoliopsida; Malpighiales; Salicaceae. The record is from the annotation of a GenBank genome assembly.